Messenger RNA from Austrofundulus limnaeus, 1089 nucleotides. Its product is annotated as zinc finger BED domain-containing protein 1. Gene Ontology annotation, biological process: regulation of transcription by RNA polymerase II. Gene Ontology annotation, cellular component: nucleus. NCBI's taxonomy places the organism in Eukaryota, Metazoa, Chordata, Actinopteri, Cyprinodontiformes, Rivulidae. The record is from RefSeq and is a predicted model, not a curated record. Gene Ontology annotation, molecular function: protein dimerization activity.
ACAUCCACACUCUGCGUGUCUUCAGAUAAAAAUCCCACAUGCGGACAGAUACUGCCCAUUCUGCAAAAGCUCGAGGCACAUCUAACUGUGAAAGAGGGAGACMCYGUGUUUGUAUCCAACCUUAAAAAACAAGUUUGGUCAAACCUAUCCAAGCGCUACCAGAAUGAUGAGAUCAGAGCCUUUCUGCAAGUGACCACUGCAUUGGAUCCGCGCUUUAAAAAGAUGGAUGACAGCGUCUGGGACCAGAUCCAGAGAAAGCUGAUUGGGCAGUCAACAGCAGGAGAUGAUGGGGUGACCAUGCGGGCUGAGAAUGAAGGAGUAGAGGAGGAGGAGGAGGAGGAUGAGGAUGUGAGUCAGCUGCCUCCCUGCAAACUGCCCAGAAAGRCUCCACUGGAGGAGCUGUUUGCUGAGGAAGAGGCCCAGAAUGUAGCUUUGCAGCAGAGAUCCGUAUCUAUCCAAAAACAAGUGGAGAGAGAGCUGCAGAUGUACCAGGAAAUUCCACCAACCAUUAUGUCUGAAGACCCUGCUGCUUGGUGGUGGAACCAACGAAAGACUUAUCCUUUGCUGUCGAAUCUCGCAUUCUCAUAUUUAUGCGCUCAGGCAUCGUCAACAUCCAGUGAACSUGUGUUCUCCACUGCAGGAGACACUAUCUGUCCAGAACGUUCACGCAUACUGCCUGAGAAGGCAGAUAUGAUCAUUUUYCUCAACAAAAAUUGUUGAGGAAUUUUUGCUGCUAAUCUGGUCUAAGCUGCAGAAGUUGUUGUGUGAAUGCCUGGUUAGAUUUUAGUUCUGUUCAACUAUURGUUUAUCCCUUUUUAUCUUCUGUACAGCUAUUUUAUUUAAACAGCYGAUCUGUUUAAAGAAACAUUCAGCCUUUUUAAGUUUUGAUUAAAAAAUGUUAAGGAUUGGAUUGUUCACAAUUGCAUAUUGUUGUUGACCAACUUAAAGGGACAUUUAGCAUUUUGAAGCUGUAGUUAAAAAUUUUUGAGGUUUGUUCAAAAACCUUAUGCCAAAUUUAGUAUUUUUUUUUCUGGUUUUACAGUGAGAAUUCUGCUUUUUUCUGCUUUUGCACUUCUUUCUGCUGCUGAA